This is a messenger RNA of Hippopotamus amphibius kiboko, 1081 nucleotides long. It is a transcript of the gene MYOZ3, whose product is annotated as myozenin 3. Gene Ontology annotation, molecular function: FATZ binding; telethonin binding; actin binding. The record is from RefSeq and is a predicted model, not a curated record. Gene Ontology annotation, cellular component: Z disc; actin cytoskeleton. The coding region runs from base 322 to 1047 and encodes 241 amino acids. The transcript is spliced from 7 exons. NCBI's taxonomy places the organism in Eukaryota, Metazoa, Chordata, Mammalia, Artiodactyla, Hippopotamidae.
GAGCUCCUUGAGGACACAGCCCUGCCUUAUUUAUUUUCAGUCCAUAGAGAGAGGCUCAGAGAAUGUGAGAAGGUGGAGGGAGGGAAAGAAGAAGGGAGGAAGGAAGGAAGUAGAAUGAAGAAAGGAAGUCAGGAAAGAAGAAAGAAAAGGAGGAAUGAACAAGUCAAGUAAAGACAUUGAGGGACAAUUCAUUCAUUCAUCCAUCCACCCAAUCAUUCAUUCAACAAAUAUCUACUGAGUUCCUACUGGGCCCUGCUCUAGGCACUAAGGAUACAAUUAGCAAGCUCAGAGGACCGGUGACUCACUCUCAGCAUUUCCAGGAUGAUCCCCAAGGAGCAGAAGGGACCAGUGAUGACGACCAUGGGGAACCUCACUGAACCAGUCCCUCUGCUGGACCUGGGCAAGAAGCUGAGUGUGCCCCAGGACUUGAUGAUGGAGGAGCUAUCGCUGCGUAACAACCGAGGAUCGCUCCUCUUCCAGAAGAGACAGCGCCGCGUGCAGAAAUUUACCUUUGAGUUUGCAGGCAGCCCACGUGCGAUCGUGGCAGGAAGCGCCAAGGAGAAGGUGACUAGGACAGCAGAGCCUGGGAAGAUUGCCAACAGUUUCGAGGGGCAGAACUACCGCUCCGAGCUCCACAUCUUCCCAGCCUCGCCUGGGGGCCCUGCGGAUGCCCAGCCUGCAGUGAGCACUCAUAGCCCCAGCGCCCUGGCACCAGGCUAUGCCGAGCCACUGAAGGGCGUCCUUCCUGAGAAGUUCAACCACACAGCCAUCCCCAAGGGCUACCGCUGCCCGUGGCAGGAGUUCAUCAGCUACCGGGACUACCUGGGCAAGGGCGGAAGUCACACCCCCAGCCUGGCGGAGUAUCGAAAUUUCAACAAGACCCCGGUACCCUUUGGAGGAGCCCUGGUGGGGGAAACCAUUCCGAGGACAGGCACCCCCUUCGCCCCAGAGCUCACCAGUGGCUUGGAACUCCUCCGCCUCAGACCCAGCUUCAACAGAGUGGCCCAGGGCUGGGUCCGCAACCUCCCAGAGUCCGAGGAGCUGUAGCCCCAGCCCUUUCAAUUCCCCCAUCUCAGAGUUC